Messenger RNA from Dentiscutata erythropus, 330 nucleotides. Lineage: Eukaryota; Fungi; Glomeromycota; Glomeromycetes; Diversisporales; Gigasporaceae. The record is from the annotation of a GenBank genome assembly.
UUGCACUUGUUUUAAUAGUUUUAGAUUUUAUUGAAGCAUUUCCCUUCCCUCCAGCUAAGGGUGCUCCACCAGCUAAGGGUGCUCUUCCAGCUAAGGGUGCUUCACUAGCUAAGGGUGCUUUUUCAGCUAAGGGUGCUUCUCCAGCUAAGGGUGCUUCUCCAGCUAAGGUUGCACCUCCAGCUAAUAAUGCCAAACAACAAGAUUCUGGUCUAACAUCUAAUAAUCCUUCUGCCAACCCUUGUAACAAUGAUGGCCUUACACAAACUAACAGUUUACAGUCAAAUAAUUCUUUUUGCAUCAUAACUCAAAUGGGCGAAAUACCAGCUUCCA